CACAGCAGGACUGCUGCAGGAAUAGCCAGUCGUUCGGGAAGCUCGUGUGGAGGUGGUUGUAGCACAUCCCAUCUCCAGCGAUCGCGGGUUUGUGACAUGAGCUUUAUUAAAACCCCCCGCCAAGUUUCCACACGCUAGCGUUUCAUUUACUCUAAGACGAGAUGUGAGGUGGCAGUGCCGAAAUGGCCUCGCUUUUGCUCAAACUGUGACCGUUUCAAGUGUGUCCGUGUUGAUGUAUAUUUAGUUCACUUCGUACCUUCACACACUUUAUAUUUAUAGCUUGUACAGUUCGCGUGAAACUAAUUAAAUGGAAUGACAGUGCGGUGCUGAAUGUACUUGUCCUGAUGAGAUCACGAAAAUGCUCCUCUCCGUUCGCAUGGCUGGCGGUUAUAGCGCUCAACUCACUUUGCUGCCCUUUAUCCACGGCUUCCAGACCAGGUGACACCCACGGAGAGCUGACUGCGAAGUUACAGGAGAUGCCGCAAUCGGACGCUUCCGCCGAACCAGAUAUACCCAGGACGGAUCCCUGUUAUCGGUUUAUUCUGGGGGACAGGGACAAACACGAGUUUUAUAGUCCGGGAUUCGAGGAUAAGCCCAACUAUACCAACAACACCAACUGCGUGCGAGUGUUGGAAGCUCCUGCGGCACACUUUAUCAGGCUGGACUUUCGGGACUACUUCGAAAUGGAGGGAAGUCCCGACUGUGCGAACGACUUCCUGGAGAUCAGGGACGGACUCCACGGCUACAAUCAGCUGAUCGAGAAAAAGUUCUGCGGGAAGGAGUUUCCGCCGGUUAUUGAGUCGUCCGAUCGCUACUUGUGGAUUCACUUCAGUUCGGACGAAAAUAUCGAGUACAAGGGCUUUCGGGCGGUUUACGAAUUCCUGCCAAGGCCCACGGGAUGGCUUGUGCCCGACAUCCCCAUCUGCCACCUGAAGAAGCUUCUAAUGGAAGAGGGCAACAUAACGAAGAGCGACAUUCCGGCCGAGAUCGUCGAGUUCCGCAACAAAUACAAGGUGGCCACCGACUGCAUCUGGGAAGUUCGUGUCAAGGACUACCAAAGGAUUCAGCUCCAGUUCAAGGAGUUCGACUUGGACAAGCCGAACGAAUGCGACAAGAACUUCGUGCAGGUGUUUUCAACCAACACCGAUCUGCCCAGUGAGGAGAAAAAGUUCUGCGGUUCCAUCGCUGACACGGUUUUUUCCAAGAAGAACGUCAUGUUUGUGCGCUUCUUUGCCGUGUUCAACUCGACUGAAGAGUCGCAUUUUGAGGCGAAUUUCACGGCUUAUAGGGACAUCGACAAACAGAGCGGCGAUAAGAAGCAGGACAAGUGCACUAGCGAGGAGUUCAGCUGUGAGGAUGCUACUUGUAUCUCGAAGGAGCUGCGCUGUAACGGCAGAUACAACUGCAGGUUUCGCUGGGAUGAGGACAACUGUCCAGGAGGAGCAGGCGCUCAGACGCUGACGCUGAACGACGACCACAUCAUCGUCAUCAUGGUUAUUUUUUCGCUAAUUUUGGCAGGCAUGUGCUUCACUUUUGUUUUCAACUGUGUCAAGAAACUCAUAAGGGACCACCAAACUAUUCAGGAGUACAUCCGCCAAAGCAGGGAGCAGCAGCUCAACGAGUUGGACAAACAAGAGCCGACGGAGAAGAAGCUGUCCAAAUCGGUUUCCAGGUCGCGUUCCAACAGCUCGCCCUCGAUGAAUUCGGGGCACUUUGACGUAGCCAACGCCGCCACCACCCCCUGCUACGUUCCCGGGGGCGAACUGUUGCCCAUACUCAUCCGCAACGAGCGCAGCAUGAGUCCGCCCAACGGGGAUGCUUACCACACCAACAUAUACACGGUGGACAACGAGCCGCUGCCGGAGAUGUGCGACAGCGCGUGCCAGACCCGCGAGAGCCUCUUCACAACGCAGGGCUACAGCUCCGGCAACAGCACGCCCAACCACAGCGUCCACACCAACUCGCCCCCAGCCCCCUUCAGCACCUUCGGCUACAAGAAGGACGCCAAGUUCAAGGCCGAGGCCAAGAUCGAGGUGGCGGCGAAGAAGUCGAGCAAGUUCGAGGACAAACGCCGCCCCUACAGCGUGCAAACGACCAAGUCUGCCCCCGACGUCAUCGUCACGCACUGACAGUUGUCCACCGCCGAGUGGGAGCCGUACAAGCGGCGCCACCCCCGGCAUUUCCUGAGGACGACCGAAAAACGCCUCCACAGAGACCGAAACGUCGACACGCAGACUUACGACGCCGAGUUCGGGACGUGAUAUCCGUGGGUGCGGGGUUUCCCCGAGUGCGACUUUUCUCGACGACUCUUGUGAUUUCGUUCACGUGGACCAGCUACGUUUUUCACUUUCAACGCAAAAUGUGUCUGUGUCUUCCACUUCCGUUCCUUUCCUCCAACUUUAAAUUCGUUUACAGGUUUUGGAAAACACUUGAUUUUGUCCAAAUCUCGACACCGUUUACUUGCCUUUCCUGUUAAUGUUUAUAACUGAGUUUUGAGAAAUUUUAUUGAUAGACUAAAUAAAUUGAUAUGUCUUUAA
Tribolium castaneum (red flour beetle) is the source of this 2537-nucleotide messenger RNA. RefSeq names its product Neuropilin and tolloid-like (gene Neto). The transcript is spliced from 10 exons. Gene Ontology annotation, molecular function: protein binding. Lineage: Eukaryota; Metazoa; Arthropoda; Insecta; Coleoptera; Tenebrionidae. Bases 345 to 2129 code for a protein of 594 amino acids. The record is from RefSeq and is a predicted model, not a curated record.